Messenger RNA from Physcomitrium patens, 2531 nucleotides. RefSeq lists its product as uncharacterized. Gene Ontology annotation, cellular component: GPI-anchor transamidase complex. NCBI's taxonomy places the organism in Eukaryota, Viridiplantae, Streptophyta, Bryopsida, Funariales, Funariaceae. Gene Ontology annotation, biological process: attachment of GPI anchor to protein. The record is from RefSeq and is a predicted model, not a curated record.
GCCGUGGCAGGAAACCAUGCGAGCUGGAAAUCCUCGGAGGAGGAAGACGAGGAAGAAGAAGAUGAGGAGGACGAGGAGAGAGGGAAUAGUGAAGGGCGAGGCUCCGAAGGCGAUGGCAGUGUGAGCCAUUGCGCAGCGUCAGUGGCACAGGCAGAGGCAGACGCAGUGCGGGCAUUAUCUCUUCAUCGUCAUGGCCGAGGUUGAGGAACUGCCCUGCGCUGACGCCGCUACCUCUGGAUCGGAAGCACACGGCAGUGGGCACGAGGGGAACCCCGCGAGCGCCACCGAGUCUGGCGAUGUCGAUGCCGAGGCCAGCACUCGGAGCAAGCCGCCGGGGCGCAAACGUUUGUUUAUCACGUUUUCCGUCGUAUUCUUCUUCCUGCUUGGGGUUCCUUUUUGGUGGAAAUCAACAGAGGUGUAUCGGGCUCCCCUCCCUUUUUCAGCCAUUGAAGAGCACGCUGCCGUUGUCGCUUCCUCAUCUCUGGCUCUGGCUCUGCCUUGCCAUUUGCAUAUCAUAUUCACCUCUGCAGCACCACAUCGGAACGAAGGUUUGAUGAGUGUGGCUUCUUUGGAGAAAGUGGCCGAAUCAUUUCGACAACAUGCUCAGGGUUAUGAUUUUGGGAUUAGGGUCACUUGGGAUGCGGAUGACUCUUGCGUCAGCGUUGGAAGUGAUGUCGAGUGGACUUGGCCGUGUGGACUUGCAAAUUCGGAUCUUCUCAAUGUGGAUCUCAGGAACGAUGACUAUGUGGAUGAGUUUUUGUGGAGCUUUGCCAAGGACAAAAGCUCAAGUGCAGGAGGCCGCUACACAUUGGUAGUUGUUGAAAGAAAACCUGGUGAAGAUGCAAAGGAAAGGACUGUCGUGGGAAAGCAUAGGCACGCGUGGAUGACCGGUGCUGAUUUAUCAGUUCCUGACUUCGAAGAUGGGAUUGCUUCGCGUAUCGCCGAAGUUGCAGUGAUAUACUUCAGGAAUGGUGGUCGAGUCAGCAAGGCUGGACGGGCUGAGGAUGACCAAGUGCCGAGCAUGCCACUUUCGGCCGAUGGGGAGGCCAUUUUAUCCUUCACUCUGUUGAAUGCAAAUCCAGAGGACUGGAUUUAUGAUUGGGAUAUAGAGGAAGUAGAGGAGCGCUAUCUGCAACCACUUAUAGACGUCAUGGAGCCUGUUGCCCGCUUCUCCGUUGAAAGCCAGGUGCUAUAUUAUACUCCAAAGGCAGUUUCAUCGCAUUGGAAUGAAGCCUUGAAGGCGCAUCUGGUGCCAUUUAAGCAGCUUCCAUUCUUUGUCAAUUCAAACGAGUGGCAUCUCGACACGUCUAGUGCAGCUACUGGUCGCUCUAAGAUCCUACAUUUUGCAAUUUAUGUGCCAGCAGCCAAUGAGUGUCCUCUGCAUAUGCAGUUGUCUAGCGGGCGUAUUUCACUCACUAAUGGAUUCACGUCUCCGGGAUGGGGUGGAGUAACUGUUUACAAUCCUCCAGGUUGUGGUAAUCUUGUCUCGAACAAUUCUGGGAGUUACAAACUUUCUUCGAAGGACCUGGAACCCGUGGUAGGAGUAAUUGUUGCCCAGAUUCGGGCGCUUUUCGGUCUGCCAUCCAUGUUUGUGAAAAACGCGAAGACGAGUACAUAUGGGGUGCCAGCUGCUGUCACGGGCAUUGCUGACUGGGAAGUGGAUGUGCUGCUACGUAGACGAACUGCUAUGGAUAUUCAGGCCUCAGCAUCUACCUUACUGUCCCUCUCCCGCUUGGUUAGCUCUUUGCCUAACAUGGUUAUUAAGGAUGAAAUUGGAGAACAUGUUCAAAGUUCUCUUGCUGAAGCAAAAGCAGCCCAAAGUCAAUCACUUGUGGGAGCUUAUCAUGCUGCAGCAGAAGCAGCUAGGAAAGCUAGAUCACGGGCAGAAGCGGCGUUCUUCCAGCCGUCCAUCAUGUCACUGCUCUAUUUUCCUGCCGAACAUCAGCUCGCCAUUUAUACGCCCUUUUUCGUCCCAGUUCUCCUGCACGUGCUUGUCGCUUUGCUGAAGGAGGGAUCUCGAUACAAGCAAGAGUGGCAGAAGUACAGAAGAGGCGAUUUGAAACAACUAUGAAAAAACCGUGUGGAGUUAUUUUGUGACACCACGUAUUCACUGUCAUAGUGAGUUUUUCGUGCUAGGAACAUUAUAUACUUGAUCCAACACCAUGCCCGGACAAUGAAGUUACUUCUCAGAAGCUUGGAUUCAUCCUGUGACACAGUGGACGCUCGGUAUGGCUUGAAGAUUCUCCUAGUCCAUGAAACUUUUACAAUGAUGGGAAGGGGAACCUAAUCCCAACGUGACUUGAGUUGGCGUUUUUCCUAGUUCGGGUGAGAUCACCCUCGAUGAAGUAUAGCAAUGGUUGAAGACAUCAUUUGGUUUUUACUGAUUGCAUCUGACAAGACAGACAAAAAUAGAUCGACACUCCAACUCAAGUAGAAGAAUUAGGGGAUUGAGCUAUUUUUGGAGAUUUUUGUGGAUAACCAGUGCAGCUAAUGAACAGAAUCUCAUUUUGGUAAUCAAUUUCCUCUCCAUA